This is a messenger RNA of Nematolebias whitei (Rio pearlfish), 2520 nucleotides long. It is a transcript of the gene ece2b, whose product is annotated as endothelin converting enzyme 2b. Gene Ontology annotation, biological process: protein processing. Gene Ontology annotation, cellular component: plasma membrane. Gene Ontology annotation, molecular function: metalloendopeptidase activity. The transcript is spliced from 19 exons. Lineage: Eukaryota; Metazoa; Chordata; Actinopteri; Cyprinodontiformes; Rivulidae. Bases 229 to 2520 code for a protein of 763 amino acids. The record is from RefSeq and is a predicted model, not a curated record.
CUGGAUGUUGGGCGGGGUCUGAGGAGUCACGGAGAGCCGGGGGGAAGUCAGAUUGAAGCGGAGGGACCAGAACCCGCACGGAUCCCGCAGCUGCCGGACCAGGAGCCACCGAACCGACAGGCGGACUCUCCGGGCCACGGACCGGGCCACACGCGGAGCGACAGCCGGGAGGAUGGGCCGGAGCUGCGGCCGUCCGUAGCGCACUGUUCUCGGGCUCGGAGCUCCAGGAUGAGCUUGGCGCUGCAGGACCUCCGGAACACUAUGUCCAACUACAAGCGAGCAACAUUUGAGGAGGAGGAGGGCUCAGAUGCUCCGGCUGAGGUGGCCUCAUCUCCCGACAGAAUGGAGGUGGGCUUCAGGAAAGGGGGCGUGGAUAUCCUGGGCAGGAGGACUCAGUUGGAGGUUCUGCUCUCAGUCCUGCUGCUGGUCUCCCUGCUGGCGCUGCUCGCCUGCCUGGUGGUUCUGGGACUCGGAUUCAGUUCAGACAGUGGGCGUGGCCUGUGCCUAUCACAGGCAUGCAUCACGGUGGCGAGUCAGAUUGUGGAGGCGAUGGACCGCGGCGUCGACCCCUGCCAGGACUUCUACCAGUACGCCUGCGGUGGCUGGAUAAGGAAGAACCCACUGCCCGAUGGACGCUCUCGCUGGUCCACCUUCAACAGUAUCUGGGAGCAGAAUCAGGCGCUGCUCAAACACCUGCUGGAGAACGGGACGUUUAAUGGCAGCAGCGAAGCCGAGAGGAAGACCCAGUCCUACUACCUGUCCUGCCUCAACACGCAGAGGAUCGAGGAGCUGGGAGCUCAGCCUCUCAUAGACCUCAUCGCCAAGAUUGGGGGCUGGAACAUGACUGGUCCGUGGGACAAGGACAACUUCAUGGAGGUUUUGAAGACGGUGUCGGGUCCGUACAAAGCUCAGCCGUUCUUCAGCGUCGGAGUCAGCGCUGACCUCAAGAACUCCAACAGUAACGUGAUCCAGGUGGACCAAUCAGGACUCUUCCUACCAUCCAGAGACUACUACCUUAACAAGACAGCCAAUGAGAAGGUGCUGGUGGCGUACCUAGACUACAUGGUGGAGCUGGGGAUGCUGCUGGGGGGCGAGAAGACUUCGACUCACCUUCAGAUGCAGCAGAUUCUUGAGCUUGAGACAACAUUGGCCAACAUCACUGUCCCACAGGACCAGCGGCGAGACGAGGAGAAGAUCUACCACAAAACCACCAUCGCUGAGCUGCAGCUGCUGGCUCCAGCUGUGGACUGGUUGGACUUCCUGACAUUCUCUUUGUCUCCACUGGACCUGAACGAUACAGAACCCGUGGUUCUUUACGCCAGAGAGUACCUGCAGCAGGUGUCCGAGCUCAUCAACAAGACCGACAAAAGUCUGCUGAACAACUACAUGAUGUGGACUCUGGUUCAGAAGAGCGUGGCCACUCUGGAUCAGCGCUUCGAGAACGCUCAGGACAAACUGCUGGAGAGUCUCUACGGAACCAAGAAGUCAUGCACCCCACGCUGGCAGACCUGUAUUGGGAACACUGACGACACUCUGGGCUUUGCUUUGGGGGCGCUCUUCGUCAAGUCGACCUUCGACAAACGCAGUAAAGAGAUUGCGGAGGUAAUGAUCAACAAGAUCCGCUCAGCAUUUAAAGAAUCUUUGGACCGACUCAGCUGGAUGGACGGUGAUACAAGAAAAGCUGCCAAAGAUAAGGCAGAUGCAAUCUAUGACAUGAUUGGUUUCCCAGAAUACAUCCUGGACCAGAAAGAGCUGGACGAUGUUUACGACGGGUAUGAUGUAUCGGAUGACAGCUUCUUCCAGAAUAUGCUGAACUUCUACAACUUCUCAGCCCGAGUCAUGGCCGACCAACUGAGGAAGACUCCCAACAAAGACCAAUGGAGCAUGACUCCUCCUACAGUGAAUGCCUACUACAUGCCCACUAAGAACGGCAUUGUCUUCCCCGCUGGGAUCCUACAAGCUCCUUUCUACGCCCACGACCACCCCAAAGCAUUGAACUUUGGUGGCAUCGGGGUAGUGAUGGGUCACGAGCUGACUCAUGCCUUCGAUGAUCAGGGUCGUGAGUAUGACAAAGAGGGGAACCUGAGGCCAUGGUGGCAGAACUCAUCUGUGGCUGCAUUCCGGCAGAGAACCGAGUGUAUGAUGGACCAGUACAACCACUACCUCGUCAACGGAGAACACGUGAACGGGAAGCAGACACUUGGAGAAAACAUCGCCGACAACGGAGGGCUGAAAGCUGCGUAUCACGCGUACCGCUCCUGGAUCCAGAAAAACGGCGAUGAGAAGAGACUCCCUGCUGUCAACCUGACCAAUGAUCAGCUGUUCUUCGUGGGGUUUGCACAGGUCUGGUGCUCGGUUCGAACACCGGAGAGCGCUCACGAGGGCCUGGUGACCGACUCCCACAGCCCCCCAAGAUACAGAGUCAUCGGCACUCUGGCCAACUCUCCGGACUUCAGCCGCCACUUCAGCUGUCCGGAGGGGACGCCGAUGAACACCGGCAAGCGCUGCGAGGUCUGGUAG